GGCAGGUUGUAAAUUUCUUUUCUAAAAGGCGUCUACAAGUUUAACAAGGCAUCUGUGCGACAGACCAUAUCAGAUGAAAGACAGGAAGUAGGCUUGGCCUUUAUUUUCAAAUGAGCGCUCAUUCAUUAUUCAGCAUAGUUUUAUAACAGACAACACUGGAAAAACAAGACUUGACUUCAUUGUAAUCACAGCAGCUUUGAUUUUAUUUAAGGUCGACAACAUGAAGAUCGCAUCUUUUAACAUCCAACGUAUGGGUCCAAGCAAACUGUCGGACAAAAAAGUAGUCAAAACUCUCAUCAAGAUCUUCUCCCGGUAUAGUAUAGUCAUUGUCCUGGAGGUGGUGGAUAAACAGGGGAAAGCCAUCAACCAGUUCUUGAACGAGCUCAACAAAACUGGAGCUAAUAAGAACAGUCCGUUCAAGAUGGUGGGAAGCUCUAGACUGGGGCGGACGCUCUACAAGGAGCAGUUUGUCUGCUUCUACAGAGAAGCUGAUGCUAAACUGCUCAACACAUACCAAUAUGAAGACAACCAAGUGGGUGAUGAAGAUGCUUUCUCUCGGGAGCCGUUCAUUCUGCGUUUCCAAUGUAAAAACACAGUGAUGAAAGAUUUGGUGCUGAUCCCUGUCCACACAAAGCCCAAAGACUCGCAGAAGGAACUGGAUGAACUGUAUGAUGUCUUUGUGGAAGUCAGAGAUAAAUGGAAGACUGAUAACGUCAUGAUCCUUGGCGACUUCAACGCAGACGGUGCUUACGUCUCCAAGAAGAAGAUGAAGGCCAUCAGAAUCCGCACCGAUACCGAUUUCCACUGGCUGAUUGGAGAUGAUGUUGACACCACCGUCAAAACGACCAACGACAACACCUACGACAGGAUUGUGGUGUAUAAAGAGGACAUGCUUGAGGCUGUCGUGCCAAGGUCUGCAAAACCGUUCAACUUCCAGGAGGCCUACAAACUCACAGAAGAAGAGGCUCUGGAUGUCAGUGACCAUUAUCCAGUGGAGGUGACUCUAAAGAAGAAACCUGCAGCAAAGGCCACCGGCAAAACCAAGAAACCACAGAAACGCAAAGCAUGAUGGGAUCUUAAAAUGUGCUGAUACUCAAGUUUAAGAGAUGCUACCUCUUUAAAAGGCCAACUUGAGUUUAAAAUCAUUCAUUCUUUAACAUACAUUUUAAUUUACAUUUUAUAUACAUUACUUGCAUUCAAAUGAUAGUUCACCUCCAUAAUUUAAAAGUAAAAAUUCUGUCAUCAUUUACUCCUUCUCUUGUUCCAAUCCUGUUUGAGUUUCUUUCUUCUAUUGAAAACUAAAAGAAGAUAUUUUGAAGGAUGUUGGAAACUGGUAACCACUGACGUCCAUAGUACUUUGUUUCGACUAUGAAGAAUGUUGGAUGUAAAAACACCAUUGAAUUUAAUAGUUGAAACAAAAUAUACUGUGGAAGUUGGUGGUUACCAGUUUCCAACAUUCUUCAAAAUAUCUUAUUUUGUGUUCAACAGUUGAAAAACAAAUCAUAAAAGUUUAAAACCACUUGAGGGCGAGUAAAUGAUGAGGAUUUUUUUCAUUUCUGACUGAACUGUUGCUUCAAUAUUCCAUAUUCCCAAAAAUAAACAUCAAAUAUCAAAACAAACUUGUGAGCUUUUAUUUUAUGUCAUAUUUUCCCCUCCAAAAAGCUGCAGAAUUUCAUUGCUUUUAAUGCUUAAAGCAUGAAUAAUUGUUUACUUUGCAUAGCUGAAAAACACCAAUUACAAUGCCAGCAGAUGAAUUUUAGAAAUCGCAUUUUAACAAAGGAACUAGUCAUGUACAAGUGAUGACCUGGCAACCAAUCAAGCGAUAUCAAAUACCACUGAUGAUGAUGACAACAAUGCCUUAAAGGCAUAGUUCACCCAAAACUGAAAAUUCUGUCAUCAUUUACUCACCCUUCAUUUGUUUUAAACCAGUUUGAGUUUCUUUUUUUUUGACGAACAAAAAAGAUUUUUUGAAAAAUGUUGGGACUUAUUGUCAUGAACUGGACAGAAUACGAAGUCAGAAUUUGCUCAAACAGAAAGUUUAUAAACAAACAAAGGCAGCUUCCGUUCGUCUGUCAUCGAAGGUUAACGUAGGCUGGUUUUACGGCCACAGAAAGCUUCUCUCUCUAGACCCGAGCCGAGGGGGUUCUAAAAGGACUUUAAGCAGGGAGAGGUCUCCUGUAGUGGUGCGGAUGCUGGUGCUGGCGAGCACGGGGGGUUGAUGAGGUCGGACUCCACCAGCCUGAUCUCACGAGAAAACGGAAGUAUUUUAAGUUUUGGCAGUUUAGUGGCUAAUUCGUAUGAAUUCGUACGAGUUCAGUCGUAAGAAAUUGUAAGAUUUUAAAAAGGAGGCGUGGCACCUAACCCCACCCCUAAACCCAACCGUCAUUGGGGGAUGAGCAAAUCAUACUAAAAUGUAUGAAUUAGAUCGUACGAAUUAGCCACUAAAUGAAAAAGUUACGAAUUGCCAUGAGAUUGUGUUGGACUCCACACAGUGGUGUAGCUGCGCAGAUCACAGGUAUGGCAAUAGAUGGUUACUUAAACGAGACUGGACUAGACUUAGACAAGGAUUCAUUGAAGAAUGGAUUUAUAGUUAGCGAAGUCUCACGCAAAGUGUACAGAAAAUCAAACACAAUAAUCUGGCAAACAGCUUCACAAAAGGGCAGGCAUACAUAGAGGGGGAAAUCAGAUGAAAAGAGCUACAGGUGAGUAAUGCGUGCGCUCAAGAGCUGAUCGUGAAAGGAAACAGCUGAGACAGAGAACAGACAGGAUAGAGGAGCCCAGAUUAAACCUGGCCCAUGACACUUAUUGACUUCCAUAGCGUUUGAUUUUCUACUACAGAAGUCAACAGUUACAGGUUUCCAACAUUCUUCAAAACAUCUUCUUUUGUGUUCAACAUAAAGGUUUAAAGCACACAAGGGUGAUUAAAUAAAGUCAUUUUUGCAUUUUAGGUAAACUAUCCAGCUAUCAGGGUGUCAGCGAGGGCUUUAAAUGUCAAUAACUAAAAUUUAGACCUUAAAACGAAUGUCUUAAAUACUUUUAAACAGGUCUUCACUUUCAUUUUUUUAUGUAAAGCUACCCAAUCGGUACAACCAACAAUCCAUCUAAAUAAUAAUAAUAAAAACAUUUUACAAAAGUAAAAAUUGAUUAACUACCAAAAUAUUGUCUUCCUUACAUCCUUACAAUAACAGUUAUUCAUGUAUUUACACAUAAAUGUAUGUUGUAAAUAAAUUUAGCUUAUUGUAGUUUUUAAAGAAAAGCUUUGGUAAUAAAUAUUUAUAUAACUA
Molecule: messenger RNA, 3284 nt
Organism: Danio rerio (zebrafish)
Lineage: Eukaryota; Metazoa; Chordata; Actinopteri; Cypriniformes; Danionidae
Gene: dnase1l4.2
Product: deoxyribonuclease 1 like 4, tandem duplicate 2
Biological process (GO): DNA catabolic process
Molecular function (GO): nuclease activity; catalytic activity; DNA nuclease activity
Source: RefSeq, marked provisional